Molecule: messenger RNA, 2371 nt
Organism: Neurospora tetraspora
Lineage: Eukaryota; Fungi; Ascomycota; Sordariomycetes; Sordariales; Sordariaceae
Product: Alpha/Beta hydrolase protein
Exons: 1
Coding region: 216-2135 (639 amino acids)
Source: RefSeq, a predicted model, not a curated record
ACAUGGAGACCUCGGACUCUCGUACUUGCAUUGUUUGGUCUUCCUAUCAGGAACCAGUGAUGCCUUCCUUCGCUGCAUGUCAGACUUGUUGGUUGCCAACAUCAUCAGUAAAGCGAGCUUGUUUACUACUCUUCGGUUCUUAAGACGACACCUCGCGAUCUCAAUGAGGACACGGAAUAGUGCAGCUCUCUCAACCUCUGCAAACUACCGUCAAGAUGAUCACACUCGGGCAUCUCACCCUGACAGCUAUCGCCAUCAUCCUCACCUCUCACCUCCCGCUCGUCCCCACGACCACCACAAACUCAUCCGGACCACCCCAAGCCCACACUCUCAACGGCACUUACACCGGCCUUCACCUCCCCUUCUUCUCUCAAGACCUCUUUCUCGGCAUUCCAUACGCCCAAUCCACCGCCGACACCAACCGCUUCCGCCCUCCACAAUCCCUCAACACAAGCUGGUCCGGCUCCCACUCAGCAACCACCUACUCCCCCGCCUGCCCCGAUCAUGCGCCCCCGUCACCAAUCGACAACGACACUCUCCACGGCAUGUCCGAGGACUGCCUAUCCAUUAACAUCGUCCGGGCAUCAGGAGAGCAAAAGCCACUACCAGUCGUCCUCUGGAUCCACGGCGGCUCCUACCAAUUCGGCACUUCCGGUCUACCGCGCUACAACCUGAGUUUCAUCGUCCAGCGGUCCGUGGAGAUGGGCAAGCCGAUACUGGCGGCUAGCAUCAACUACCGCAAGUCUUCGUGGGGACUGCUGUUCUCUCAGGAAAUCAUGGGUAGUGGGAACACGAACCUGGCGCUGAGGGAUAUGAUCAAGGCGCUGGAGUGGGUGCAGGAGAACAUCGCCGGCUUCGGCGGGGAUCCAGGACGGGUGACGAUCUGGGGCGAAAGCAGCGGGAGUUUUGCCGUUGGUCAGUUGGUGGUUGCUUAUGGGGGGAGGUUGGGGGGUCCUGCCAGUGCACCAGGCAAGGGUGACGGGAAAGGAAAAGAGAAAGGGAAAGGGAAAGGCACCGGCAAGCCGCUCUUCCACGCAACAAUCCAAGAAUCCGGCUCCGCCACCACAGCCUGGUACAACGGUACCGAACGCUACCAGCCCAUCUACGACCUCUUAGUCCAGCGAGCCAACUGCUCCGAAGCCAUCGACACCCUCGCCUGUCUACGCACCAUCCCUUAUCCGGAUCUCUACCCCCUCAUGAGCCCUUACACGCUCAUAACCGACGGCGGACCGGGCUUCUACCCCAUCAUCGACGGCGACCUGCUUCCCGCCUUCCCCUCCUUCCUCCUAGCCCAAGGCCGCUUUGCGAGCGACAUCCCGCACUUGCUGGGUACUAACUCGGAUGAAGGCACGGACAACGCGCCGCGCUGGGGAAUUUCCACCGACGAACAGAUUUUUGCCUUGGUGCGGAACCAAUCCGGCUUCAACUUUCCCGAAUCCACGGUCCAACAAAUCCUAGACCUCUACCCCGACGACCCGGCCAAGGGAAUCCCGCUUGACACGGGUAACACGACCUUCCAAGAAACGAGCAAAAGAGGCAAGCAAUAUAAACGCGCCGCUGCCAUACUAGGCGACGUCUUUUACCACUCCCCCCGCUUGUUCGAUGCCCGACACUACUCUUUCUACCACGGCAGCAGCCCCAACAGCACGUUUGUGUACCGGUUCAACACCCGCCCUUGGCUUUCUCAGGUUAACUUGCAGUACCAAGGCCUGUUGGCAGCAACAAACGAGGUGAACGUCACCUGCGAGCCACAAGCUGCCGGAUCGUUUGGAAAGGGGGAGACGAGAUGCGGAGCGCUGGCUCCGGCGGCGGAUGGAGUCACGCACGCGACGGAGUUGGCUUUUGUCUUUCAGCAUCCAGAGUUUUUGGGGCCGUGGAAGGGGUAUUGGGGGUUGAGUGAUGUGAUGACGGAGUUUUGGCUUAACUUUGUUAGUGACGGGACGCCUAAUGGGGAUCAGAAUAGGGACAGGAAGGAGGUGGUAGUGUGGCCGGCGUAUGGGAGUGGUGAUGGUGAGGAAGGUGUGGAUUUGGUGCUGCAGACUGAGGAGCAGGGAGGGUUGGUGGUUGAGAGGGAUACGUGGAGGUUAGAGGGCCGGGAGCUUUUGGGGAGGUGGGCUAGGAGGAGGAAUGUUUGAGGUUGUGUCCGUUACCUUCAACCGAUGAUCGUUUCGUGCCACACUAGUUCAAGCUUGAAUAAGAAGCGCGAAACGAGAUUCAUCCCCGUCACGCUGGCCGGUAUUUCUCGGUCAUGGACCAAACGUCAACACCAUGAUAUAAUCUACAACUUUAACGGAGUCAUUGAUGUUGGCCAACGUUAUGAAGAGCCUUUAUUAACAAAAGUCUCGUCCAUCUCUCGUUACUCAGUAAUCGC